This is a messenger RNA of Neolamprologus brichardi, 4519 nucleotides long. It is a transcript of the gene evc2, whose product is annotated as EvC ciliary complex subunit 2. Gene Ontology annotation, cellular component: ciliary membrane; plasma membrane protein complex. The record is from RefSeq and is a predicted model, not a curated record. Gene Ontology annotation, biological process: smoothened signaling pathway. NCBI's taxonomy places the organism in Eukaryota, Metazoa, Chordata, Actinopteri, Cichliformes, Cichlidae.
AACAGUUCUUCCCAAGUUUCGGAGAUGUUUUCCGACGUUUUUCCGCAGUAGCGGUUAUUAUGAAGCUUGACUUUGUUUAGGUCUAUAAAUCGUUGAAACGGCGUAUGCCGUUUCUCCGUAUAUGUUAAAAUUCAAGGACGACGUUCUUGAGCAUCGGAGACGCUGUUACAUUAGGUGUUUCUCAAGAAAAGCUAGAGAAAUGUUUUCGUCGCCACAGCACAGUGAAGUGCAGACACAAUGCAGACAGUUAGCUAGCGGCUUCCCUCGGUGGUAGCACACCAAGUCACGAAUGCUUCGGGUACACUUUACCGUGGAGAGGGUCGCAAUAUGUAUAUAUUUCUUAAAUAUCGAAGUAUCGUGUUUUUCUCCAGCCUUUUUAUAUUCACGUUGCGGUCCCGAUGUAACAAGGCGCACCGGUGUUUUGGAGGACACAACUGGAAACCAGUCUUGUUAUAACGGCACUGCCCUGAGUACAUCAUGGCACACAACAUCUUCUUUCCCUGUGAAACAUAGGAUCCUUGCCAGUAUGGAUUCAAUACAAUAUGACCCAGGCGGACAAUCAGCAGACCCAUUACUUAGAAAGGAUGGUACAGUGGAAAUUGGUGAGGCUAAAGCAUUUUUCGGAAGGGGCCCUCUCGCUUCUUCAGCUCCUGCUGGUCCGUGGGGUCACUCUUUUUACUCUUCAUUUCUCUAUGUAUCAAAUGGCUUGCACCUCAGGAACAGCAGAAGCACCCUCACCAGAUAUAACCUGGGCCACUCGCUGCCUCAGGUUCAGAGUGUGGUGCCUCCAGCUGCAUUUGGAGUAAAAUUUCACAAGUGUGCACAGGUGAAGCUUGACACUGAUCCCCCUCAGUUGACGUUCUUUCUGCUGGUUCGCAACGUGGGCCCUGUGGGUGGCACCAACCUAUCUCAGGUGGCUAUCCGGGACUCGAUUUCAGGAUUAGUACCUCUAAAAUCUGAAGGCCGGGUUGUGGAAAGAGGCUACCAGACAUUUGCCAUUGAGUCGUUGUUGGCUGGAUCUCAAAUGGUUCUCAAUUAUACUGCUCACGUAAGGAGUCAAAAGAGCGAAGUCCUUGACCUUCCAGCUUUUCUCACCUUCUCUAAUGCCUCACAGAAUGAUGUCAGCAUGUUUGGCCCAUUAAGGGCUAAUCUAACGCUGAGGAUGAAUUCCACAGACAGAAUCUAUCCUAACCACGGUGUUCAUUUUGCUGGAUUUGUUGCUGGGUUGUUUGUCACCAUGGUGCUGCUGCUGCUGGGGUUUCUGGCCAUAAAUGUGAUAGGACUCAGAACUAGACUGAAUCUUCUUCAAAAAAGGAGAAACAGAAGUGAUUCAGACCCUGAGUUUGCAGACUCCAACUUGAGUGAGACAGUCAAGGAUGAGGCAACAUUUGAAGACAAGAUUGUGGACACCAUGGUUCUGGAGGAUCCACAGAACAUGUACAGGGCUUUGGAAAAUCUUGAAAUGUCUUCACUGCUACAUGCCACCAAUAACCUGGAAGCCAUCCGGAUUCAGAUUUACAAGGACGUGAUGUCCUCCUUGCUUGCCAGACUUCAAUUUCAGGGCCAGGCCAGUGCUCAAGCCCAGGAGAGGCUGCUUAGUGUGCUUCACGGGCAGCUGCUAGGCAUGGAGGGACGGCUCAAGGAGGAGCGAGGGGCUCGCAUGGUUGCCUUGGCUGGUCAGUGUAACCUGGAGACUCGGGAAGAAAUGGAAGCAGAGCACUGCAGAGAGGCUGCUGAGAAGGCCCAGGCUGAGCUUCUGUGUCAACAUGCAGAUCAACAGGAACUUCUUCAGUGUAGUGUCAUCCUGGAGAAGCUGCACAAGUUGAGCCAGAGUCAGCUUCAACGCAUCUUAUUGGUUCGUCAUGAAGAGGCCUCAGCAAAGCUCCAGAGGCAGAUCAUUGAGUGGCGACGGGUGGAGCUGCACAAGAUUUUCUCAGAGGAACUGGAGGAGGCCACCAGGAUGGGAGAGUUGGAGAAGAGCACAGCCAAGAAUCUUCAGCACAAAUACUUUACUUGUCAGGAUCAGCUAGAGGAGGUGCUGGAUGUAGUCCUUGCCAAUCUGCGCUAUGUGCUAGCUGAACGCAGCGCACAGAGGAAGUUUCUGGUGCACAGCCUCCACAGCCUUAACAGCCUGAUUUCUGACACUUUCUCCAGCACCUCCAGCAACUUGGACAGCUGGUUCACUUACAUCAGGGGAGGGAGCAAACUGCCUGCAGUGCAGGUCGACCACCUGCAGGAGAAGGCUCAGAAAGACCUGGUGAUGCUGAGACAGAGACUGGAUGAGGCACUGAAGCAGGAGAGGAGAGCCAUGCAUUGCGGACUGAUUAAGAAGAGGAGGGAGCUCAUAUCUGACAUGGUGACGGUCCACAAACAAAGACAGAAGGACCUGUCGAACAUGUGCAAGGGUCUGGAGGGAGGGAUAGAGGUAGGACAGCAUCUGCACUGUUGGCAGAAUUUACUGACAGCUCACAGCUUGGAGCUAGCAGAGCUUAUCAACAACCUGGAUGAGGAAGCUGCUGCAGACAUCCGCAAGGUCACCAUGCGUGUGAUCCAGGGUGCCAUAGCAGACAUCAAAGCCAUCCAGCCUUCUGCAGCUCAGGCUGUAUCAGCCCUCUUGCCUCCAGGAGAGCAAGACUUUCCACUGCAGAUGGAACCAGGGCAAGGAUCAGGACAGGGAGCGAGUGCUCUCCUGGUGGGUCAGGAAAGACUGCACCAGGAAGGCAAGGCGGCCUUGCGUAUCCUCAGCUCCACCAGGGAGGCUCUGAAGGAAGACAUGGAGAAAGAGCUACAGGAGCAGAAGGCACUUAGGACACGCUGCAAAGAUUUCUUCAGGUGUUUGUGUUUGUCCCAGCUAACUCUGUCUGAAGAUGACAGGCUAAAGAUGAAACUGGAGUUUCAGAAAUGUCUCUCUGUGAUAGAUCGCUGUCUGGUGAUGCCACACGCUGUCGCCAGAACUAAACUUCUGUGUGCUCUGGCAGCUUGGAGGAAGGAGAGCGAGAAACAGAUGAUGAAUACACAAUCCAAGGGGAAAACCAGUGAGGCCAGACAGAAAGCAGACACAUCCGACCUGCAACUUUUCCAGAAAAAGCUUAAGGAUAGGAUUCAACUAUAUGAGAGGGAGAAGGAGAUGGAGAGCAGUAUAAUGAGCAAGGUGUUGGAGGAGAUGACGCAUGAGAGAGAAGAUGAUCUGCACUCUCAGGCAGACAGCCUGGCUGUGCAAAUGGCUAUCAUCCAUUACCAGAAGGCUGAGAGGCGAACCAAAGUUUUGGAGACCUGCAGAGCAAUGCUGACUCUCCAUAGCCUGCUUGUUCAACAGCUCAAAGAAAGGAAGCAUUUGGAGAGACAAGACAUGGCUCAGAGUAUACAAAGCCACUGCUUGGGCCUAGAGGAAGCAGAGCAACAGCUUCAGGAGGAAAGAACAAACUUGGACAGCCUGCAAAUGUCUCAGCCCACUAUAAAGUCAAGUAAAACACAUCAGGAGGACUCUGGUGUGGGAGAUGAGAACUGUGAGCAAGAAACCGUGUUUCAGUUGCAGACAGAUUGCAGGAUGGGGGCCAUCCUUCAGGAUGCACUUUAUAAGCGUGAGCAGGUUACUUCACUGAUGGCUGAGAGGUUUCACUUAAUGACUGCCAAGAGUCAAAGCAUGGAAGAUUUAAAAGAACAAAUGGAGCUCAAGAGACUGUAUGCAAACUGUGACCAGGAUCUGGACUUUGCAUCUCAGCUGGUCAAGCGGUGUCAUGUGUCUACCGAGGUUCUCCUGGAGGCCCUACGUCUCCUUCUCCCAACCCUGCCUGAAAGUGAACUCCUUUCAAUCAGUGAUGCCCUGUGCCCCAAGCAGCACCCUCCCUCAGGGUCUGCAGAACAGGAACACCCAGGGUGUGCUGAGGAGCUGAACAGAGUUCUUCCUGUCAAACUGAGAGAAGAUGUGGUGCAUAAAAAUAUGCUGAAUAUUCCAAGUUGUGCUGUGGAUAAAGAGGGACUCCAGGAAAAGAGGCAAAGUCUGAUGGAAAAACUGCUCCCCAGGUCCGGUCUUGUGCUUCAAGGGGAUACUGCACCGCUGCUGACUAAGGAGAAGGGAAAGAACAUCUGUAGCAAAGCACAGCAGCCGGUUUAUAAAUCUGGGCUGCCUGUUAAAGAGCAGCAGAGCGACAGUGGAAGAGAAGAAUUUGUGGACACAGUAAAGGAAGCAGAGGAACACACGACUUCAGCCUCUGCUUGCUGUGCGCCGGGGAGCCCAGCAACUGGGGAAAAGCUGUUUGUUUUCCGGGAUCCACCUGAAUCAUGUAACAGUGUAGAUGUCCCAAAUAGAAAAAGGAAGAGGAAUUUCCUCAAUCUGAAGAAAGGUUCAGUGGCCCCAACAAACCUACCUUGAAAUUUGUCUUGUCUUUUGUAUUAUUGUUUUUUAAUGAGGAUGGUAUUUUAUAUAUGAUCAUUCUCCAAAAAAAAAUAUCUGGUACUUCACAAAGUGUUUAUAUGAUCUGACUUUGUUUUAUUUUUUUAAUAAAAUCAGCUGGCUUAA